AUGGCUUCUACCUCGUUGUCUACUUCACACCCACAUCAUAAACAUGCUAAUAGGUUUGACGUGUUUCUAAGCUUCAGGGGUGAAGAUACUCGUCAUACUUUUACCGAUCAUCUCUAUCAUGCAUUACUCCGUGUAGGAGUUCGCACUUUUAGAGACAAUGAUGAAAUUGACAGAGGUCAAGAGCUCAAGCCAGAAAUCAAGACGGCAAUAACCAAAUCCAAGGCUUCUAUAGUUGUAUUAUCUGAGAAUUAUGCGAAUUCCAGGUGGUGCCUGAAUGAGCUUUGGUUGAUCCUGGAGCAAAGGAGGACUUGCAAUCACUACGUUUUACCUAUUUUUUAUUACGUCGAUCCAUCAGAUGUUAGGAACCAAAGAGGAAGGUUCGCUAUAGCCAUAUCAAAGGCGAAUCGUUCUGAUGUGAGGCGUUGGAAGGAUGCGCUAACCAAGGUGGCUAAUUUGACUGGCAUGGUUCAUUCAGGGUAUAUAUGA
This is a messenger RNA of Helianthus annuus (common sunflower), 486 nucleotides long. Its product is annotated as toll/interleukin-1 receptor-like protein. The record is from RefSeq and is a predicted model, not a curated record. The transcript has a single exon. NCBI's taxonomy places the organism in Eukaryota, Viridiplantae, Streptophyta, Magnoliopsida, Asterales, Asteraceae. Bases 1 to 486 code for a protein of 161 amino acids. Gene Ontology annotation, biological process: signal transduction.